Arabis nemorensis is the source of this 840-nucleotide messenger RNA. The record is from the annotation of a GenBank genome assembly. Lineage: Eukaryota; Viridiplantae; Streptophyta; Magnoliopsida; Brassicales; Brassicaceae.
AUGAGUUUCCCCUCUUAUCUCCAGGUGAGCCGCCCGAUAGUGGUGGGAGCGAAAUCUCCGGUUGACCGUCGCCGGAGAGCACUGGAGAGAGUGAACAAAGAGCUCACCAGAGGCAAUUACGAAACUGCUCUCUCUCUCUUUCCCAAGAAAGUGGAUACAUUAGACAUGAGUAGAAAAACCCAUCUUUCGGAAAUUCGGUCGUUGAUCGAUUCGGUCUCUAGAAGCAUUGAAACUGUUUCUGCCCAAGAGAAUUCGGUGAGAAUAUUCAAACAAGAAGAAACUAAAACUUCACCUGAAGAAGAUUGGUUCGCUGUUGUUCAGCAUGAAUCCGGGCAUUUUCUGGUUGGUUACUUGCUUGGAGUUCUUCCAAGACACUAUGAGAUACCAAGUUUGGAAGCUAUAAGGCAGAAUGCAUCAAGCGUGACCGGGAGAGUAGAAUUUGUGGGCUUCGAGUUCCUCAGAGAAGUUGGUGCUGCAAAUCAGCUUGUUAAACAUAAUGUGGACAGCCAAAUGAAUCUAUCGGAUCCUCAAGGCAAUAUCCCAUCCAAAACACUGAACAACUUUUCAUGUGUUAUACUUGGAGGGAUGGUAGCAGAAGAAAUACUAUUUGGAUACUCGGAAGGUUUCUAUUCAGAUGUUGUCAAGUUGAACAGUGUGCUGCAAUGGCUAGGUUUCAGAGAAAAAGAAAAGGAAGCUCAUAUUAGAUGGGCUGCUUCAAACACUGUCUCCUUAUUACAUUCCUACAGUGAAGCAAGAGUUUCACUUGCACAAGCCAUGGCUAAUUCCAAACCUAUUGGGGCCUGUAUUGAAGCCAUUGAAUCUGCAAUAUCUACUAGCUAG